CAUGAAGCUGAAAUUCAAAAUGCCACGUGGCAUUUACCUUGUAUUCAUUUUGGCGGUGUCAGCCGCUUUGGUGGCCGGCCUGAUUUUGACUAUUGUGCUGGUUAGCAGGCCUAAUAAAGCUGCACCAUUUGAUGGUCGUGUCAUUACAGUGAGCCUGUGCAAUUCGAAUUCAGAGCCGCAGAUUUCAAGCUUGAGGUUUAAGAGAGAUGCUAAUACAGAUUGUAGUUUUAAUGCAAACAAAAACCAACUUCGAAAUUUUCUCACAAGCUCUGCAGAAGAUGCAAAUUUUAUUCUGACUACCUACUCCGGUACCUCAACGAAAACUGAACCACUUACAAAACAACUUGCAUUGGAUCAACUUGAAGCCAUCAAGGCAGACGGCUCUUCAGCGGUGAAGCAGUCUUCAGCUAUUGAAAGUUACGACCCAUCUGCAUAUAGUAACACGGAUUUAGUUUUUUUCACGCCUUGUCAGACAAAUUACGACGGGAUCGAAGAUGAUAUUAAAAAUGUUCAAACUGCCAUCAACAAAGUUAUUACAAAAACAUUUGUGAUUGUGUCACUAUCACUGAAUAGUACUGAUAUGAACAGUAGAUAUGGUGAAGCAGCGCAUAAUAUUCCAACAACUCCGACAGAAGAUAUUUCGAAUAAAAUUAAUAAUAUUCUGAAUAUCGGAACAACUCAAACGCCACCGGUAACCACAUCAACAAUGGCUACAACGACUGCCAAUGUAACUUCGGCAGCUCCAAACACUACUGUCACAAUUUCUACAUCUCCAACAACGGUUGUAACAGUUCCAAGUACAGCUCAAACAAGUUCUACUACAACAGUAACGGUACCUACUACGACAGUCACAGGCCCUACUACAGUAGUAACCGUUCCUACUACGGUGGUGACAAUUCCAAGUACAGUAGUCACCAGCCCAAUCACAACGCCAUCUACGGUAGUAACAGUUCCUUCCACGGUUGUGACCGUCCCUUCUACCGCGGUGACAAAACCAAGUACAGUAGUCACAGCACCGUCUACUGUAGUGACAGUCCCUUCUACAGUGGUCACAAAACCAAAUACAGUAGUCACAAGUUCACCGACGGUAGCGACGACUCCUACUACGGUAGUCACAACGCCAUCCACAGUAGUAACAGUUCCGUCGACUGUAGUAACAGUUCCUACUACGGUGGUGACAAAUCCAAGUACAGUAGUCACAGCGCCGUCCACAGUAGUAACCGUUCCUACUACGGUGAUGACAAGUCGGUCUACAGUAAUCACAACUCCAACGACUGGCGGAUCAAGCCCAUCUACUGCUGGAACAAGUUUAGCAAGCACCGCUGUAACAACGGAAACUUCUAUCGGAUCAAGCUCCACACCACUUCCCAGUCAGAGUACAUCCCUGUCAAUGAGUUCACUUUCAACAUAUACUCCAUCCUCGAGCACCGCUGGAGCUACAUCCCCUGCCACACAGCAAUCAACUAAACCGACAAUAGGAACAAGUAUGAGCUCAGGACCUACAACAGUAGCACCUGGUGCUUCUACAGAGUCUACUGUGCUCCAAUCAUCUACUCCGUCUGGCACUACUGUGACUCUACCGUCCGGUUCUUCCACCGCGACAGCUGGAACUUCACCUCAAGCAUCAACCGUGACUACCGUAACAGAUAUUUCUACAGUCAGUGGCUCUACAGUUACCUCCCAAACUGCAGAAUCGUCUUUGAGCACGGAAUCUCCAACAUCCGCUGGCUCAUCCAUUUCGACAGUCAGUACAGUAUCUUCUCAGCCAUCAACGUACAUCCCGGUAUCAUCAGCAUCUUCCAUUUACUCUACUUUGAGCGGAAGCACGGGAUCUACAGCAAGUCCUGGAACAACAGAAAGCUCAGGAUCGUCUACCAGUGGACCAUCAACCAUAUCUGGAUCGUCAGCCUCCACCGUCACAGGUUCCACGGUCACGGAGGCAUCAACAAUCAGUGGCUCAACGGAAUCAUCAACUAUACCUGGAAGCACGGAAUCAACCGUUUCCGAGGCGUCAACUGUGUCUGGUUCGUCGGUAUCAACAGUCAGUGGAAGUACGGAAUCAACAUCAGCUGGAGCGUCAACAGUCUCUGGUAGCACGGGAUCGACCGUAAGUGACUCAUCAACAAUCAGUGAUUCGACAGGAUCCACAAAUGCUCCUGGAAGCACGGAAUCAACUGUUACUGGAUCAUCAGUAUCAACUGUCAGUGGUAGCACAGGAUCAACUGGGCCUUCGACAAUGAGCGCGUCGACAGGAUCCACAAACACUCCUGGAAGCACUGAAUCCACCAUAACAGAUGGAUCAACUGUCAGUGGCAGCACUGGGUCAACCGGUUCCACAAAUAAUCCUGGAAGCACAGAUUCCUCCACCACUGGUAUUUCAACAGUAUCUGGAUCUUCUCUAUCGACAAUCAGUGGCAGCACUGGAUCAACGGUCUCUGGAUCUUCAGAUAUGACGGUCUCCACCGGAUCCACAAGUUCUCCAGGUAGUACAGAAUCAACGGUAUCUGGAGCGUCAACAAUGAGCCCGUCCACUGGAUCCAGCGUGGAGACAUCUACAUCAGGCUCAUCAGUGUCAACGGUUAGUCAGAGCACAAGUUCAAGUACUACCGGACAAUCGACCGUGUCAGAGUCCUCAGUAUCCACUGUUAGCUCAGAAUCAACAAUCAGUCAGAGCACUGGAUCAACCACUACUGGCGAGUCCACGGUAUUUGGCAGCACCGGAUCAACGGCUACUGGAUCAUCAACGAUGAGUGCUUCCACAGGAUCCACUGAUACCCCUGGCAGCACUGAAUCAACCAUCACGGGAUCGACCGUCACUGGAGAAUCAACCGUGUCUGGGUCGACGGGAUCAACCAUCACAGAAGGAUCAACAAUUUCUGAAUCUACGAUGACUACUGUCGGUGUAAGUACGGGAUCAACCAUCACCGGAGAAUCUACCGUGUCAGGGUCGACGAGAUCGACCGUUACCGGAGAAUCCACGGUAUCUGGAUCAACGGAGUCUACUGUCAGUGGGAGCACAGAAUCAACCCCCACUGUACCGUCAACCGUGUCAGGGUCGACGGGAUCAACUGUUACUGGAGAAUCAACCGUGUCUGGAUCAACGGCAUCUACUUCCAGUGGAAGUACUGGAUCAAGCACAGAAGCAGGAUCGACCGUCUCCGGUUCAUCAGCAUCAACUGUAACUAGUAGCACUGGAUCAAGCACUAGUGGAGAAUCUACGGUGUCAGGAUCGACCGUAUCUACUGUCAGCGGAAGUACGGGAUCCACCAUCACUGGAGAAUCAACCGUUUCUGGCUCGACAGAAUCUACCGUUACUGCGGAAUCUACAGUUUCAGGAUCAUCCGUGUCAACUGUGAGUGGCAACACAGGAUCAACCAUCACUGGAGAAUCAACCGUAUCUGGGUCGACGGGAUCGACUGGAGAAUCCACAAUUUUAGAAUCAUCCGUCUCAACUGUAAGUGUCAGCACAGGAUCUACCAUAACAGAUGGAUCAACUGCAUCUAGAUCUUCAGUAUCAACCGUCAGUGCUAGCACAGAAUCGACGGUUUCCGGGGGAUCCAGCGCCUCGAUAGGAUCGACAAACACCCCUGAUAGCACGGAAUCCACAAUUUCUGGAUCAACGAUCAGUGGCAGCACUGGAUCAACGGAGUCAUCAACAAUGAGCGCAGGAACAGGCAGCACUGAAACUUCAACAUCAGGAGGAUCAACAGUGUCAGGAUCAUCUCUAUCCACGUCUAGCACAGAAUCAUCGGGGUCAUCAUCCACACAACCACCAUCAACAAGUACAGAGUUAACAGGCGCGAACAAUAAAUUUGGACAUUCCAUAUAAAUCUUUAUCGAUUCUGAAAGACUGACUUUCAAAAUAUUGUUUUUUUUCAGGAUCGUCAGUGCCAACAACUUCCAUAACAAGUUAGUUGCCAGCAAAACUUUGGACUAGAAACUCAUAACAAUGUGUCACUAUUCGAGAUUUAAUGUCAUUUUUUACAGGACGAGGGCUCCUGAUAAUUUAUUGAAAUAAAUAAUGUUACAAACUUU
Molecule: messenger RNA, 4035 nt
Organism: Caenorhabditis elegans
Lineage: Eukaryota; Metazoa; Nematoda; Chromadorea; Rhabditida; Rhabditidae
Gene: H02F09.3
Product: VWFA domain-containing protein
Exons: 7
Coding region: 2-3829 (1275 amino acids)
Source: RefSeq, marked reviewed